AUGGACAUAUAUCCAGCCCCGCUCGGUAUAAUAGUACUAGUAGUAAUCACCGAUCGGAGCGGAUUUUACGGGCACCCAGACGGCGUACAGGCGGAGGAUGAACAAGCCGAGGCGGCCGCGGCAGCAGCUGGACAGACAGGGGCUGUUCGUGGUGCUGGCCAUGGCCGCAGCAGGGACCGUCAUCUGGCUGUGCCAGGACCUGCUCGGUACGUGCCGAACUGGAGAAAGUCUCGCUGCAAGACGGACUUCUGGAAGACGAACUCUUCGUUUCGCCAAGAAAUCUUGGUCAUGAGGAACGUCAACUCCGUCACCGGGAAUGUCGUGAAGGACAAGAAGGAGAGAUACGGAGCCAUUCGGAAUUACGUCAGGUACAGACAGAGUUUUCACAGUGGUGCCUUCUUUGUUCACGUGCCGGGAUUUUACGACGCGGUUCAUCAGCUGCAGGCGGGCUUCUGCAGCAAGACGGGAACCUGCAGCAAGAGGAGGAGCUCAACCUCCGGGUUCCUGGGUGUGUUGAUGAUGAUGCAUAUCUGCGACUGGGUCACCCUGUACGAGAUGGUACCGUCCGUUGCCGGGCAACGGGACAAGCGGGAGUACUACUGGGAUGACGUCAAGGUGCGGACGGGCGGCGCGCGGGAGAGCACGCACUCCUACUCCGCCGACAGGACCGUCAUGCGGAACCUGGCCGUCACGGACUCCAAACAGAUCGACUCUACAGGACGGGCCACCCUAAAGGGCUUCAGUCAAGUCAACUGUGACUAGAUUUAAUCUCCAAGCAGA
Molecule: messenger RNA, 780 nt
Organism: Branchiostoma belcheri (Belcher's lancelet)
Lineage: Eukaryota; Metazoa; Chordata; Leptocardii; Amphioxiformes; Branchiostomatidae
Product: beta-galactoside alpha-2,6-sialyltransferase 2-like
Exons: 4
Coding region: 1-762 (253 amino acids)
Molecular function (GO): sialyltransferase activity
Source: RefSeq, a predicted model, not a curated record